This is a messenger RNA of Boeremia exigua, 1644 nucleotides long. RefSeq lists its product as uncharacterized. Gene Ontology annotation, cellular component: nucleus. The transcript has 3 exons. The coding region runs from base 129 to 1610 and encodes 493 amino acids. The record is from RefSeq and is a predicted model, not a curated record. NCBI's taxonomy places the organism in Eukaryota, Fungi, Ascomycota, Dothideomycetes, Pleosporales, Didymellaceae. Gene Ontology annotation, molecular function: cis-regulatory region sequence-specific DNA binding; protein binding.
UUUCGCCUUUCACGCCCGUGGUCCGGCCUGUGACUCCUCGCCGCUUUGUGCUUACCUUUGGCUCAGCUGUGCACAGCACAAUAGUAUUUUUCAAUUUUGCAGAACAUCUGUUGCGCCGUCGUUGAACCAUGGCGCCGGGAAUUUUACAGGAUCCUGGCUUUUCGCCCGUCGAAUCACAGCCCGCCAAAAAGAGAAGACUUACAGUUCCAGUGCAUGUCGAACAGGACGACGAGGAAGUGGCAACAGCUGUGCCCUCGCAUCCGUUGGGUGUCAAGCCGGCCGGGAAUGCGUACACAGCAACGGUGAACCUCAAAUCAAGAUGUGGAUCUUUUGCAAGGCUGCCUGAUGAGCUGCUGAACCACAUUCUUGAGUCAUUCGAUGCCGACGCUCUCAUACGACUUGGGAGUACGUGUCGGGCGCUGUACGCAUUCACUAGGCUGGAUGAGUUGUGGAGGGCCUUAUUCGUAGGAUCCUCCCCCGAGAACUUUACAUGGCGAGGGACAUGGCGGGCCACAUAUCUGAACACACCAGCCGAGAAGGUGACAAACAUUCGCUGCGAGAAUCUCUUUUCAGACGUUCUCUAUCGCCCCUUCCAAUGUGCACAUACCUCUCUCAAUCCCUAUGUCACGAGAAUCCCAGCAGCCAACGCCAUCGCUCGCCUACCCGACCUCACACCUGAAGAGUACUCCGCCAAAUGGACUGACAAACCCUUCAUCCUCACCGAGCCGGUCAAGGCCUGGCCUGUGUACGGCAAAUGGACAUCCCAGUACCUCCUCGACAACUUCCCCGACACCAAAUUCACCGCCGAGGCCGUAGACUGGCCCAUGUCAACCUACACCACCUACAUCAACAAUAACACCGACGAAUCGCCCCUCUACCUCUUCGACCGCGCCUUCGCCCCCAAAACAAACAUCGACACAUCGCUACCCCCCCCACCACCCCAACGCCGCCUACUGGACUCCGGAAUGCUUCGGCCCCGACCUCUUCAGCGCCCCGCCCGCAGCGGCUCGACCUUCCACAAAGACCCCAACGCCACCUCGGCCUGGAACGCCGUGCUCACAGGGUCAAAGUACUGGCUCAUGUUCCCGUCGGGCGGCGCCCACGCCCCGCCGCCGGGCAUCAUCGUGUCGGACGACCAGAGCGAGAUCACCGCCCCGCUCAGCAUCGCAGAGUACCUGCUCACGUUCCACGAGCUGGCGCGCGCCACGCCCGGCGCCAAAGAGGGCAUCUGCUAUCAGGGCGAGGUGCUGCAUGUGCCCAGCGGCUGGUUCCAUCUCGUGCUCAACCUGGACGAGAGUCUGGCGCUGACGCAGAAUUUCGUACCCAGGGCUCGGGUCGCGGAUGUGCUGGGGUUUCUGCGCGAUCAGAGGGAGCAGGUGAGUGGGUUCAAGGAGGAUGUGGCGGAUCGUGCGUUUGAGUUGUUUGUAGAGAGGUUGGGUGAGGAGCAUCCUGAUGUGUUGGCGGAGGGGAUGGAGAAGCUGGAGAAGAGGAGCAAGCAGGGACGGGGAAGGUGGGAAGAGUUGACGAAGGGCGGCGAGGACGGAGAGGGCGGUGGGGGGACCUUUAGCUUUGGGUUUGCAGGGGACGAUAGCGAUGCUGAUAUCCCGUGAAUGAACCCGGUGGCACGUGUGUGAGUAGCAAUUG